AUGCCUCCAAGUCGACCGCAUAUUGAGGGAAAGUGUCAAGUGUGUAACGAGCCGACUUGUGGCUAUCAUUUCGGGGUGAUCUCGUGUCGUGCUUGUGCUGCCUUCUUCAGACGCACUGUUGCGCUGCAACUCAAAUAUCGAUGUCGAUUCGAACAGCAUUGCGUCAUUGAUAAAUCCGUUCAACUGAAUCGCGAUUCAAUUAGUAGCACAAUAAAGAAACGAAAGAGUGUGAUAAUUGGCACUGCGAUGCCGUCAUCGCCAAGCAGCAGCGGUGCAUCGAUGUGUAAGGCACCGCAGCCAUCUGAACGAGACGUCAUCAUGGCCAGAGUGAGCAAUAUUUUCGAAUGUACAAUAUUAGACGAUGAUGUCGAGAACGUAUCGAUUCUGGACACGAUGCUCUUCGGAUAUGAAGAGCUGUUGGAGCAGCGUGAAACGGUGCACGCGAAUGCGAGCAUUCUCUCGACGAACGAUUGCAUGACUGAGGAGGAAAAAGAACGACUACUGAUUCACAACUGUGAUACAUUUGUACGAAUGACUGAAGAUGAAAUUGGACUAAUCGCUCGAAUGACCACUUAUUUUAGACCAUUUCUGAAACUACCAGCCACUCAACGGAUGGUACUUUUUGAACGAUUCUGGAUGCAUUUCGUGAAGCUGGAACGUGCGUACGUAGCGUUCAAGAACCUUGGUGAUGAUACGACUGACGAUCGAGUGAUACUCUUCAAUGGUCAAGUGACUUCUCAAGACGAAUGCUUACCGGCUCUUGAGAAUAUGAGUAAUGUGGACAAAUCAGCGCUGGAAAGGAUGUUCUCAUCGUCACGUGACCUCACCAAAUAUUCCAUAUAUGCCCCAUUAAAACGGAUCAAACCAACCGAGAAGGAAUUCAUUGCGAUUUGCGAAAACGGUUUGUCUGAGGAUUUCCACGAUAUUGCGCGUGAUGCACGUAAUCAGAUAUUCUCGUGUCUUCAUCAGUACUACAUCAAUGAAAUGGAUCUAUCUAACUAUGCUCCUCGAAUUGGUGAAUUCAUGGCUCUCGUAUCAGCAGUUGAGCGAUCGGUCACGCAAAGGAAAGAGAAUGCGCUCAUAAUUGAUCUCUUUGACGUUCUUCGAUUCGGUAAAUCAUUUGUUGCUAUGUUCAGAUAA
Messenger RNA from Anisakis simplex (herring worm), 1140 nucleotides. Lineage: Eukaryota; Metazoa; Nematoda; Chromadorea; Rhabditida; Anisakidae. The record is from the annotation of a GenBank genome assembly.